AUGGAGGCGUCAGAGCGGGUAGAGGCUUCAGUGACUACGCUGUCGCCAUGCGCGCGAUAUAUAGCCGGUAUUGCGAACGGGAAAGUGCGCUUGAUUCACGCCGCACAGCCGGAGCGAUCAAAAACCUUGAACACGACGAUCCCGCCGAAGGACAUCACUGCGUUCAGUUGGUCUGCUGACAGCGAUAGAAUUGCACUACUCUCUAGCAAGCGUAUUGAGGUACUAUGCUUUGGCGACCAGAACUACCGAGUCCGCAUAGAUAAUGGCAGCGGCGGCCUUGGCCGUUUCGUCUCCGCUGCGUUCAUCAACACGGACACCAUUCUAACGAUUUGGGAGUUUGGUAGAGCAAAGUUGUGGAAUCUGUCGACAGGCAAGGGUAUCGAUUAUGGAGAUCUCAAAUCAACAUGCAAUGGCAGCAACUGGCAACAACGACCUCCCGUUCCGGGCCGCGAACCCACAAGGUCAGUCGCCAUGCUGUCAAGGUCGACCGCCGAAGACAUUUUGACCUUGCAUUUUCCGAAUCAAGAGCAAAGUCUGCCAUCUGUGAAGCUGCCUACUAUAGACGCGCAGUCAGUAUCCUGGUCACCAGACGGCAGAUGGCUCGCUAUUUUGGACACGCCUACUGCAAACCCAAGUGUACAUUUCUACACCGCUGACGGUCAUCUGUUCCGCUCAAUUUCGCCAACGCCGCGGACUGAGUCAUUCACUCUUGGUGUGAAGUCAUUGAUAUGGUCUGGUGACUCUCGCAUGGUGGGCUUGUCGCGAUACGAUGGAACGAUCGUCCUGCUGAGUGCACGCACGUUCGCAGCGGUAGCCGUUGUAGAGCAUGCCAGUACGAUCGAUCAGAGCCUCCUCGCACCGGAGCAGAGAGCGUUGAUAUGGCGAGAAGCUCUGUCAGCAGCAGGUGAACGAUCGUACUCUCUUGCACCACAGCCGGUAUCUCCGCCACUGUCUCGAUCGAAACCCAGUGAUGAGCCCUCAGAUCUUGGCGUGGCAGAGGCCUGCUUCAGCUGCGAUGGCAGCUACCUUGCAUCGCGAGAUGAGCGUAUGCUUAGUACAGUCUGGAUCUGGAGUAUGGCUACGUUAUCGGCGCAUGCGGUGGUCCUUCAGCAUGGCAACGUACGUAAGAUGCUAUGGCAUCCUACCAAGCCGGACGUGGUUAUGCUGGACUGCGGCGAAGGCUUUGCCUAUUUGUUUGACGUUACCGCAUUCAGUGCCCCUGCGUUUGUGCCAGUGUCGCUACCAGGUACCGCAACAUUGUCCUGGCUAGUUCCUUCGGCGGAAGACAAGAUAGCCAUACUGGCCGCCACGAGGUCUGCGUUUCGUGUGGUAUACCCAGAGGGGCGCGACUCGCUUACGGAUCGCGCACCAAGCCCAAUUGUGAGCGUAGGCGCGGAAGCCUACGAAGACGGCGUGAGCGAGGAUUCGUUGCUUGACGUACUAUCUGGGCGGAAAAUGUUGCCACCGAAGACGGAACCUUCAUACACAGAGAUGGUGGACCUCGAGGCGAACAAAGCAGACGAGGAGGACCACACCGUUGCGUUGGACGACACAUUCCGUGGAAAGCGAGCAGCGGCGGUCACUGAACCAGAGAGAGAUCCUCUGGACGACAGCCAAAUCUUCUAG
Molecule: messenger RNA, 1626 nt
Organism: Baudoinia panamericana UAMH 10762
Lineage: Eukaryota; Fungi; Ascomycota; Dothideomycetes; Mycosphaerellales; Teratosphaeriaceae
Exons: 1
Coding region: 1-1626 (541 amino acids)
Biological process (GO): protein localization to mitotic spindle pole body; microtubule anchoring at mitotic spindle pole body; mitotic sister chromatid segregation
Cellular component (GO): microtubule organizing center; mitotic spindle; MWP complex
Molecular function (GO): protein binding
Source: RefSeq, a predicted model, not a curated record